AUGGAGUCCAAACCUUCCGUGUCCGUCAACAAGGGAGCUGGGUAUCUUGAUGCUGGCCAUGAACAAGUUACUUCUAUUCUCCCCGAUGGCGAUGUUCCAUAUAUGGAUCAUGAUAUGGAUGCCGAUGAGAGGGUAAUUACGGCGCUAGGAUAUAAGCAGGAAUUUAAGCGCGAGUUUUCGUUGUGGACGACUUUUUGUGUUAGUUUUGCUGUUUUGGGGUUGUUGCCUUCUUUUGCGAGUACUCUUUACUAUGGCAUGGGAUAUGCCGGAACAGCAGGUAUGGUCUGGGGCUGGAUAAUAGCCAUGAUUUUCAUCCAAUGCAUUGCAAUGUCGAUGGCAGAGCUUUGUUCAGCCAUGCCUACAAGCGGCGGCCUCUACUACGCAGCCGCAGUACUCGCACCACCAGGCUACGGCCCCUUCGCAGCAUGGAUAACAGGCUGGUCAAACUGGAUCGGCCAAAUCACAGCAGCGCCUUCAGUGAACUACUCGCUAAGCGCAAUGAUCCUAGCAGCAGUCUCAAUCCACAAACCGGAUUACACCCCAACACACUGGCAAACCUUCCUUCUAACAACCCUGAUAAUGAUUAUCCACGCCGCAAUCAGCAGCAUGCCCACCAAACGCGUCGCGCAAUUCAACUCCUGGGGCUCAACCUUCAACUUCCUAGCCCUAAUAGCCGUCAUAAUCCUCAUCCCCGCUAACACGAAAAACGUCCCCAAAUUCACCCCUUCCCACGAGGUUUGGUCCCACAUCACGAACCUGACAGAUUUCCCCGACGGGGUCGCAGUCCUAAUGACCUUCGUUGGCGUUAUCUGGACGAUGUCAGGCUACGACUCGCCCUUCCAUCUCAGCGAGGAAUGUUCGAACGCGAAUAUCGCCUCGCCGCGCGCGAUCGUGCUCACGUCCGGCGUGGGCGGGCUCAUGGGCUGGUUCUUACAGCUUGUCGUUGCGUACACGGUAUUGGAUAUUGAGGCGGUUAUCGAUUCUGAUUUGGGACAGCCGUGGGCGUCAUAUUUGUUGCAGGUUAUGCCGGCAAACACAGCCAUGGCAAUUCUCGCACUUACUAUUGUUUGUGGGUUUUCCAUGGGGCAGGGGUGUAUGGUUGCUGCGUCUAGGGUCACGUAUGCCUAUGCUCGAGACGAUUGUUUCCCCUUUUCGUCUUAUUGGAAGCGGGUUAAUGGGUAUACGCAGACCCCUGUUAAUGCUGUUAUUUUGAAUGCCGUGCUUGGGAUCUUGAUGUGUCUGCUUAUACUUGCGGGUGAGGUUGCUAUUGGGGCUUUGUUUUCGAUUGGUGCUAUUGCGCAGUUCUUUGCGUUUGCUGUUCCUAUUUGUAUUCGGGUUUUCUUUGUUGGGAAUCGGUUUAGGAAGGGUCCCUGGCAUCUUGGACCAUUUGGUCCUUGGAUUGGUGGGAUGGGUGUUUCGUUUGUGUUGCUUAUGGUGCCGAUUUUGUGUUUGCCUAGUGUUACUGGGAGUGAUUUGGCGCCCGAUCUGAUGAACUGGACAUGUCUUGUGUGGGGUGCGCCUAUGUUGGCUGUUACCGUUUGGUGGGUUGUUGAUGCUCGGCGCUGGUUUACUGGCCCUGUUGUCAAUGUUGAGCAUGCUAUUCAUGCGAUUGAACAGGAGCCGGUUGUUAGUGAGGGAAUUGAGCCUGAGUCUCAGGGGACGGAGACUAGUGCUUUGCCGCGUAAGUCAGAUGAUCCUGAUAAUCCUCUUUGA
This is a messenger RNA of Penicillium canescens, 1713 nucleotides long. Its product is annotated as amino acid permease. Gene Ontology annotation, biological process: transmembrane transport. The record is from RefSeq and is a predicted model, not a curated record. The transcript has 3 exons. Lineage: Eukaryota; Fungi; Ascomycota; Eurotiomycetes; Eurotiales; Aspergillaceae. Bases 1 to 1713 code for a protein of 570 amino acids. Gene Ontology annotation, molecular function: transmembrane transporter activity. Gene Ontology annotation, cellular component: membrane.